Messenger RNA from Podarcis muralis (Common wall lizard), 2288 nucleotides. It is a transcript of the gene CCDC106, whose product is annotated as coiled-coil domain containing 106. NCBI's taxonomy places the organism in Eukaryota, Metazoa, Chordata, Lepidosauria, Squamata, Lacertidae. The record is from RefSeq and is a predicted model, not a curated record. Gene Ontology annotation, cellular component: nucleoplasm.
GUGCACGUGCUUCACUUGGUUUCUGGCAAGCUAGGCAGCUCGAACAGAUUCCCGUGCAAAGCAUUGCGCUUGUUAGGAGACGUCCGCAGCGUGCAUCUGUGCUGCUAAAUCCGUGAUGGCUCAUUUAGACGUUCAAGCCUGCCCUCCAGGAACGAAGGGAUUGCUGUGAAUUAUUAGAUUAUUUUUUUGCCUCCAGCCGGCGACGUGCGCCCCCCUUCCCACUUCAAAGCUGUCUCGCUCCUCCUACUCCCUUUUCCUCGCCACCUCCUCUUGCUGCACUUUACAGACGCUCCCCUGCUCAGCUGCAGCCCGGGAGCUGCUGUUUGGGACGCUCCGGCGUGGAUGCGGUUGCAAGAGUAAGGUGUUUGGAGCCAUUUCCUAAGUGGGCAGGUAGCUGUGUGGAAGAUCUUGGAUCCCCGAGUGUCACCCUGGCUCAGGUUAGCAGCAUCCGUCCCACCUGGGGAGGGAGGACAAUGACCGAAAGUAACCACCAUCACCAACGGGCAACUAGGGGACGUCGUGGAUCGGGAGCAAAGCAAGUGAAGGAAGACAAUGAAGCUUAUAAAAUAGCUGUACCUUUGGACGAGCCGCGCCAAAUGGAAUCGCAGACUCAGACUCAGCAACAGUUGUAUUAUGGUCUGAGCCCUCCUCAGAAUUUUGAUGAGACACCGGAGAUGCCAGCUCCCUCGUUGACCUUGGUGACCAGCAUGAGAACUCAGCUGCACAUGGCCCUGGAGAGGAACUCCUGGCUGCAGAAGCGAAUUGAGGACCUGGAGGAAGAACGGGACUUCCUGCGUUGCCAGCUAGACAAGUUCAUCUCCUGCGCCCGUCUGGAUGCUGAUGAGCACUGCCGCAGCAAGCAGCUCCCACGGCGGUCCGAGGUGUCUGACAGCAGGAACGGGGACGUGACAGACGACGACAGUAUGGGCUCCUGGAUGAGUGCCAGCCCCGAGGAAGGAGGCUCCGCGGAGCACAAGAAGCAGAAAGGAGGGGUCAACAGGCGGCGCUUUGCCAAGCCCAAAGUCCGCGAGAGGCAGAGAGUCAAAGAUGUGGAUGGGGUGCUGUGCCGCUACAAGAAGAUCCUGUACACUUUCCAGAAGCUGCAAAGCAUGAGCCGGGCCUUUGAGCACCACCGUGUGGACCGUAACACUGUGGCCUUGACCACGCCCAUCGCCGAGCUCCUCAUCGUGGCCCCUGAAAAGGUGGCGGAGGUGGGGGAAUUUGACUCGUCCAAGGAGCGCCUGCUGGAGUAUUCCCGCCGAUGCUUCAUGGCUCUGGACGAUGAGACUCUCAAGAAGGUCCAGGCGCUCAAGAAAAGCAAACUCCUCCUGCCCAUCACCUACCGCUUCAAGCGGAAAACGGACACCCCCGGCCCGGCGGCCAGCAAUUCCUUACCCUCGCCCACUACCCCACCCAAGCCCCCUCCGCCCAUUGCUGACUGCUUUAAGCGAUGAUUCCCCCUCCGGGCUUUGCCUGAACCCACUUUGACAGCCCUCUAGUCUCUAUUUCCGUCUACCGUAGUUAUUGAGGAAGCUCCUGCUGUGCUCCCCUGGGGCUCUUCUGCCUUCCUUGUCAGCCCCUUUCACCCUUUCCCACAGUUUCUAGUGCUAAAGGCAAGCUCUGCCUUUGUAAGGCAAGUGGGAUGCUUUUAUCCUGGCACAAUCAUCUCUUUGGGAAGCAUCAUCUGACCAGGCGCUCCCGUUUAUAUGUCAGCUGGUUAAAGGCUACUGAGAUGAACUGGAUUAAAUUCACUCCAUUUACUUCCAUCUUAAGAACUGGCAAAAUGACUGCCCAGUGGGAGUAGCGGGGGAGCAGGUUAGUGGGACAGAGUACAUCCCAUUCAUAGGUAAAGUGCUGUGGUGGAGAGGUUGCUUCAGACUGGCUGUGCAGGUACAGUAACACCUAUAGGACCGCCAAGGCAUUCAUCAGAGACGGUGUCUGCUGCCUUGCAAAUAAGCUACGAGGUGACACAUUUUUCUUACACAACACUCCCCUGCAUACUGCUUAUUUGUGGCACGUCAGCAGCCCCAAAGGGCUGAAUAAACAUUGGCAGAAAUUUCCCUGCCUUGUUGCUCGGAGGCCAGUUGUGUUUGCCGUAGGUAAGUGUGUGUGUUUGCGAGCUUGUUUUAACAGCUCCAGAACUUGGGGCAGGGAUGCUCAAGAUGGCUCGGCCUUCCCCUGAAGGCAAUGUCUGUCUCCUUAAGAAGUUAGCGUAGACAAUGGAUUUACCCACCUCACGUGCCAUCUCACUGCUCCCCUCCCCUUUCCAGCCUGCUGUGAAGCAAGAC